This is a messenger RNA of Mucor velutinosus, 1401 nucleotides long. RefSeq lists its product as uncharacterized. Gene Ontology annotation, cellular component: cytosol. Gene Ontology annotation, biological process: tRNA wobble position uridine thiolation. The transcript is spliced from 6 exons. The record is from RefSeq and is a predicted model, not a curated record. Gene Ontology annotation, molecular function: sulfurtransferase activity; tRNA binding. Bases 1 to 1401 code for a protein of 466 amino acids. NCBI's taxonomy places the organism in Eukaryota, Fungi, Mucoromycota, Mucoromycetes, Mucorales, Mucoraceae.
AUGGUAACCAGCACAAAUACUACUAAAUCCACCGAGAAGCCCUGUUGCAAGUGUAAAACCGAGAAUGCUACCUUAUUGAUCCGUCAAGCAUAUUACUGCCAGUCUUGCUUUAUGUUUGUGUUCAUUGGUAAAUACAGAUCAAUUCUUUUACGUUUAAGAAACAAUGACAGAAAGAAUGGGAAGGUUCUGUUGGCAUGCUCAGGUGGUCCUUCAUCCAUUGCCAUGGUGAAUUUGACCAAGAAUUUCAUGCGUGUGGUGCCUUCUGAAAAGAAAAAAGUACAACUUAUACCUGAAGCCAUCGUUUGUCAUAUCGAUGAAAGCACUCUAUUUGAAUCAACAGCCAAGUCAUCCGAGAAAUUAGCUCAAGAUUUCAAGCAACACUAUUCUGAAUUCGAGUAUUUCAGCUAUCGUUUGGAAGAAGUGUUUGGGCCUGAAUUCACCAAAAGCAACACAUUCGACAAGAUCCUCAAGUCUACUUCAGGUGGUGUCGAGAAUGAAGGAUACGAGCAUUAUGUCAAGUGUGUACAAAGUAACUCCAACAAAUCUCAAGCCGAGCAACUCAAGCAAUUAUUCACCAAUAUUAAAAAGACAACCGCCAAGGAAGAUUUGCUUUGGAACAUCAAGAUGGAGAUGCUUGUAACUGUGGCAAGACGUGAAGGUUGUCCUUAUAUCUUCAUGGCCGAUUCGGCUACUCGUCAAGCCAUCAAGAUGAUUUCCAUGACCAGCAAGGGCCGUGGAUACAGUGUGGCAUUGGACGUCAGCGUAGACAACACACAAAGCUUCAAGGAUCUUUGCAUUAUGCGUCCCAUGAAGGACAUGCUGUCAAAGGAGAUUGGAUUUUACAACCACUUUGCCAACAUAACUCAAUUUGAGACAUUGCCCUAUAACUUCAGCACCAUGAUGCCUGGAAAGACAUCGAUUGAUCGAUUGACCGAAGAGUUUAUUGUGAGCAUCGAGCGAGAAUUCCCAUCUACUGUCAGCACCAUCUGCCGUACAGUCAUGAAAUUAACGCCCUCUGCCAACAUGGACCUGACCAAGACCUGUGCUAUCUGUUUGAUGCCAUUUGAAGCCGAUAUUGGCGCAUGGAGACAACACAUUACUGUGGCAGAUGUUUUAGAUGCUGAUGAAUCAAAGACAAAACAACAGUCUGCUGAUUGUGGAGAUUGCUCCAACCCUGAUGGUGGGUGUUGCAGUAGCGAAAGCACUGAUAAAGAGCCUCGCAUCGACAUGAACCAGUUUCUGUGCUACAGCUGUCAAGUCAACCUUAAAGAUUACAAUGAAGAGUCUGUUGCAUCUUUGCCACCCUACGUUGCUGAAAAUGUCUGCGACCAAAGCAGAGACAGCAGGUUAUUAAGCCAAAUCAAGGACUUUUUGAUCGAAGACAGUGAUGAUGGAGAAUAA